Molecule: messenger RNA, 2128 nt
Organism: Lotus japonicus
Lineage: Eukaryota; Viridiplantae; Streptophyta; Magnoliopsida; Fabales; Fabaceae
Product: WPP domain-interacting protein 1-like
Exons: 3
Coding region: 186-1940 (584 amino acids)
Source: RefSeq, a predicted model, not a curated record
AAAUAGAAAUAUUUAUUUAUUCAUUCAUUCAUAUGCUAAAUGUUAUUUUCAUUACCUCUUCUGUUGAUCUUUUCUCACCCUAUAAAACCGCAAUUCCAUCAAAUUCCCAAAUUUUAGGGUUUUCAUGUCCAAUGCAAGCAAGAGCUUCAUUUAUGAAGAUUUAGCAUAAAGGCUUGAACUUGGACAUGGAUUUGGGAACUGAAUCUGUGGAAGAGAAUGAAUUGAAUCAUGAUGGGGAUGAAAACGGGACCAGGGAUGGUGAUUCUAUUGGCGAUGAGAAUUUAGGGUUGGGUUUCGAUGGGAAUUCGGGUGUCAGCACGGAUCAGAAGGAAGAGGUUGUUGAUGAGGGCAGUGGGGAUGCUUCAAGUUCCAAAGGGACACCAACGAAAGGUUUUGGGUUGAAGAAAUGGAAGAGAAUUCGGAGGGAUGUUGUUAAGGAUCCUAAUUCGAGUGCCGAAUCGGGUAAGGUGCUACUGAAGCGAGGGUUGUCUGGCUCGGGGAAUGUUAAUUUGAGUGAAAAUCAACCAUUUUCGCGUGAUGUUAAGGAAAAGAAUGAUGGAUCUUCGAAUACGUUUGGGAAUGUGGUGUUCCCGGAAGGAUUUGCGGGCCGUGGGUCUAGUUCGGAUUCUAGAUAUGCAGUUGGAUCUGGUUUUGUUGUUGGGACUGAUUCUGAGAAUAGUGAGGAUCGAAGUAGCAAGUCUUCCACGGCAGCUAGUGAGCCGAAGAUUAGGCACGAUAAAAGCCGGAGUAAGAAUACGAAUUCGAAGAACGUGGGUAACACGGCUCAACGUGUUCUGCAGCAGGGAAAGGGACGGAUUGAAAGCAGCAAAAAUCCUGGAGGUGGUGCAGGAGUCAGGAUUGAGAAGGAAAAUUCUAUUUCCAGUAUGGAAUCUGAUUCAAGAAGCUCCAACAUUAGGCAAGGUGUUUUUUCUGUUACUAGUAAUGGGAAACAUAAUGGUAGGCCAUUUAUUUAUGAUGGAGGUAACGGCAGUGAAGCUCUCAUUAAUGAACAUCUCACCGAGGGAGUUGAAGCCAGUUAUGGCAACGAAAACAUUGGUGAAGAUGAUGAUCUUCUACCUGAGAAUUCAGUAACAAAUUUGUCUUGGGGAGCUACAGAGGAAAAAAGUGUGGACAACCAGUCUUCUAACAUGGAAGAUCCAUUAAUUGAGUCCAUUAGGAGUCUUUUGGCUGUCCAGGAGGCACUUGAAGAAGAAGUCCAAAAAUUCAGGGAGACUGGGAUUGAAGUUGUCUCACCAGAUGAUGACUUGGCCAAGUGUAGCAGCGCAUCUGCUGGUACCAUCGGUGUUGAUAUCGGACUUCAUAACUCAUGCGUAUCUGCUCAUUCUGGUGCAGAAGAAAUUAAACAAACUGCUUCAAGUUCCUUGGAACUUCAGGUAUUGAACUUGACACAAAAUAUCAGUAGUUUGGAAAAUAAGUUGAAGGAAUUACAGGGUAUGGUUGCCCUGAAGGAUUCCAGGAUUGUUGAACUUGAAACAGCCUUGAGUAGUGGUAAGUCUCCUAAGGAAGAAUCUGCUAGCACCAUAGGUUUAUCAGAGGAAAUAUGUAAAGAGGUAGAGUCUGAGGUUGAGGGCCUCUUUAGGCAAAAGAUCGAAGCUGAGAUUGAAUACCUAGCCAUAUCAAAGGUGAUGCAAAACUUGAAGGCUGGGAAAGAUUUCCAACUUACCUUAUUGGAAGAACAAGAGAAACUGUCUGAAAAUCAAGAGCAGGUUGAGAUCAAGGCGUCAGCGCUGAAGAACAAAGCAGAAGAGUUGGAAAAAUAUUGUGGUGAUAGUUUAGUAGUUGAGGAGUCUUUUGUGCUGCAGAAGAGAGUAUGUAAGGUGACAUUUUAUUUUUUCUUACAGUUCAUGAUGUUAGUCUUGUUCUUUUGGCUUUUUGUGUCUCAGUUAUCGCUCAAUGCGGAUGUCGUUGUACCCACAUAAGAUAAGUCUGCAAAGUUAGAUUCUUUCUGUGCAUUCGCAUAUGUUUCUUUACUGAUCUUUGAAUGUAAAAUUUGGUUGUUACAUAAAAUUGACCCUUCUUUUUGUGGGUAGGGAGAGAGCGUGCAAUUGCCCUCCUUGUUUCAAUGUAAUAUUUCUAGAGCCAUAAGCCCAUAACUCAUUCAUUGCUA